This is a messenger RNA of Acipenser ruthenus (sterlet), 1551 nucleotides long. RefSeq lists its product as uncharacterized. Lineage: Eukaryota; Metazoa; Chordata; Actinopteri; Acipenseriformes; Acipenseridae. The transcript has 8 exons. The coding region runs from base 126 to 1337 and encodes 403 amino acids. Gene Ontology annotation, molecular function: RNA polymerase II cis-regulatory region sequence-specific DNA binding; protein dimerization activity; DNA-binding transcription factor activity, RNA polymerase II-specific. The record is from RefSeq and is a predicted model, not a curated record. Gene Ontology annotation, cellular component: nucleus. Gene Ontology annotation, biological process: regulation of DNA-templated transcription; spermatogenesis.
CUUGCACAGAAAUUAAGGAUUUGCAAUUAAGUGGGUGGUAUUAAUUGAUAUGACCAUCCUUCAAUUCUCAGAAAGAAAUAUAAAAAGCAUUACAAAAAUUAAAAAGUGAAAAUAAGUAUAUUAAAAUGUCAGUAAAUACCCUUACGGAUGUUGGGCGUGAGAAGAACAGUUACCCAAAUCUGAGACCAAGACCUACAAAUAAACACCGUGUUUGUGAAACCAUUACACCGCGCACGUGUCAAGGCAUUUUCCUCCCGUCCGUGUUAGUGGGAACUGGAAGUCCCGGGGAAUCGGAGUCUAACUCCUUUUCGGCAACUGAAGAGAAUGAUGGGUCCUCAUCCAUCAGCGACUCCGAUCCUGAGGAGGGUUUGAAUGAGUUGCAGAAGCAAAUGCUGGAGGAGCACAGGAAAGCCCUGGCCUCCGUCAACAGGAAGUGUGUGCUGCUGGAAAGAGACCGCAGGAAGCGCAUCUCUGUCAGCUGCAAUGAGCUCGGAGAGCUCCUCCCCAAGUUCCCGGGUGGGAGGACCGACAUGGUGACUGUCCUGGAGAGGACGACAAUGUACCUGGAGCUGGUCAAGGAGCUUGUGCCGGCUGACCAGCACAGUGCUAUCUUGUGUCCUCCAGAGGACCUGUACUGCAAAUGGCAGAAAGAGCGCCGGAUUAUGAAGGAAAAACGAAGAAAGAAGAUUUGUGAGGAGAUCCACAAAGCACGUACCCUGCACCAGAAAGCAUGCGCUGCUGGCAAGCGGAAGAAUCCUGCUUCAGCAGCCAAGCAGAGCAGCGUUAAGAGGAGCAUGGAGAGUGACAGUGAAGACUCUUUGACUAAUUCAGGUGACUGCAGUGGGCAAUUAGCUGUUAGUACCCAGCCGAGGUCUUUCCCACUGGAUCUUUCUGUGAAGACCUUUGACUACAACCCAGCUGCUUCCCCGGUGCCCAUGUUCUCCCUGUCUUUGUAUGACCUGGAAAACCCUGUCUGGCCAGACAGCACUCCAACACAUGAACCUCUCGGGCACCUGUUCAUGACACCCGUGUGCACCGACAGAAGUGAAGUAGAAUCUGCUCUGGGAAGGCAUCUCGGACCUCCGACCUCUACCACUGCAGUCAAGCAGCCAGCAAUGCAAGAUUGGGAUCAACUGGGAUUUUGGAAUGAAGAGGAGGAGCAGUUUGUUUCUGUCUCUCAACAGCCAAUGACUGCCCUUGCUGUGGAGAGAGGCGGUGCCCCAGCCCUGGGUAUUGGCUCUGUCAACCGGGUGUUAGCGCCGGGGCCACUGCAGACUCACACAGAGCAAUGGAAAGAAAAAACCUGCGAAUGUUGGGAGGCAGAUCUAUCCCAUUGAAUAUGGAAGCCAGCAGGAGAACCGUGUUCCCAUUGAGAACCUGUGCCUCUUCAAGCUUUAAAUACAGAUGCUAUUAAGAAAUUAACCAGUUUGUCAAAGACUGUAAUGGUGUCUGCUUUAUUUGUUUAUUUUUUAAAAUGGUGUUUCAGUUAUGCCAUGUGGAUGUUUUUGAAUGAAGGCAUGUUAACCAUUAAAUCUCCUGAUCUCUAUUAAA